AUGGGCCUCAUUGACUGCGCCAACACGCCCGGUGUGAAAAUGUCCGGUCCGGAAAGCGGCAGAGUGGCGACUGUUUACGAGAGGGGUUUGCAUUUGAUGCGCAACCCGGUCUAUAACAAGGCGGAGGCAUUCACAGAGGCCGAGCGUGAGGAGCUUGGGCUCAUUGGCUUGUUACCUCCCAAGGUCCUCAGCAUUGACACUCAAGUGGAAAGAUGCAUGCAACAGCUUCGAACCAAGGAUACAGAUAUAGGCCGCUACAUCUACCUGGAAGGUGUACACAAUCGCAAUGAAACGUUGUAUUAUCGUCUGCUUCUGGACAACAUCACGGAUCUGAUGCCCAUCGUAUACACUCCGUCGGUGGGUCAGGCCUGCAAGGACUUCGAUCGUAUUUUCCGAGGCUCUCGUGGUAUUUACUUUAAUAUCUCGGAGAAAGGCAACUUCAAACAAGUCAUCUGGAACAGCAAUGUUCGUGAUGCUGAUAUCAUCGUGGUCACUGAUGGUUCUCGUAUUCUUGGUCUUGGUGAUCUUGGUACCAACGGUAUGGGUAUCCCUAUUGGUAAACUCUCCCUUUAUGUCGCAUGUGCCGGUAUCAACCCUGGCCGCACUGUGCCUGUUACCCUUGAUGUCGGUACUAAUAACCCGGAUCUGCUCAAUGAUGAUAUGUACCUUGGUGAGCGCCAUAAGAGAGUCGAUGGUGAGGAGUACUAUGCUGCUGUGGACGAGUUUGUCGAUGCUGUCCGUUCCCGUUGGCCCGGUGUCCUCAUCCAAUUCGAGGACUUCACUAAUGAUCACGCCUUCCCCCUCCUCAAGAGGUAUCAAGAGAACAUCUUAUGCUUUAAUGAUGAUAUCCAGGGUACUGGCUCUGUCGCCCUGGCAGGAGUACUCACCGCAAUGCGAGCCAAAUCCGAGGCUCUCGCUGACCAACGCAUCGUUUUCUUCGGGGCCGGCUCUGCAGCUGUCGGG
Messenger RNA from Perkinsus marinus ATCC 50983, 963 nucleotides. RefSeq names its product malic enzyme, putative. Gene Ontology annotation, molecular function: malate dehydrogenase (decarboxylating) (NAD+) activity; NAD binding. The transcript has a single exon. NCBI's taxonomy places the organism in Eukaryota, Perkinsozoa, Perkinsida, Perkinsidae. Gene Ontology annotation, biological process: pyruvate metabolic process; malate metabolic process. The annotation marks the transcript as partial. The record is from RefSeq and is a predicted model, not a curated record. Gene Ontology annotation, cellular component: mitochondrion.